GAGGGAAUGGCGGCGGCUCGGGCUGAGGGAGGCCGGCGUGGCCGGGUGGUUCUGGUCGUUGCCGCUCUCGGUGCCGUCCUUCUUCACGUGGAGUGCCCCCGCGCGUUACAGAGCGGCCCCCAGAGGCGCGUGCCCUGCGUGAAGGACCCGCUCCCGCCCCGCGUUCACCCGCGCACCGCAGCAGCGCCCCCUGGCUGCGGCGCGGGGAGCUGCAGGGGACGCUCGGGCAGCGCUCGGCUGGGCGGCGCUGGGGACAAAGGGGCAGCUCAGGCGUGGCAGCGCCGCGCUGCAUCCGGCCGCGGAGGAGGGGCUGCUGUCAGCGCGCACUUACCGCUUCCUAGCAAGAAAAGAGAGCUUAUUCGCCUGCCUGUUGUUUGCAGCUGUGUGCUGUGACAGGAGGUGGAAGUCACCUGUGGCAGGGAGCAGGCAAGGGCGAGCGGCAGCAGAGAGCUGGAGCAGGUGAAUCAUGUUCAGGAAGAGUUCACAAGACUAUAAAUGUAGCUGUUCGUUUCAAAAAGGGAAAUGAUAUAAAUAACUAAACUUACACAGAUAGAAGUGGUCCGUGGAAUUCGGUUUCAGUUCUGAACAGCCUGAUGACACACAGACACCCUGACCUUUUAAUAACCUUGGUUGAUUUUAAGUGGCGAUUUUGGUGCUUCCUCUGAUCAGCUUUGCACCUCAGUCAGAAACAUCUCAGUUCGUGUUUAUAGCGUCCUCUUUCAGAUCUGCUGCCAUUCUGUGCUCAAAGACUGCACGCUUUUUCCAGUGGGAUCGCUUCUGUUUCAAAGGAAAACAAAAUGGGGAACUGGAUCACAUGUACUCCAGUUACUGCUCACACAGCAGUGAAGUAGUAGUAUGGGAGAGUGUGUUCUCCUAAAGCAGCUGAAGUCGGAGGCUUACUGGCUAUGUAACGAUCGCCUUCCCUACUCUACUGGAAUUGGACUAAGAGGAACUCUGGUGAUUAGACUGUUACUCACACUUGUCAUCAUGUUGGCAGAAGGCAUCUUAACUAGGCUCAUAUAUAAAGAUAUCUGUCAUCAAGAUAAGCCUCACAAAUCUCAUGCAGCCAAAAAGGAUAAAGAGGGAAACUGGAGAGAGAAACUUGUAGACAACCCAAAAAUAAAAGGAUCUGAUGAUGGACUUGAGAAUCUGGACAAGAUCUCUGCUGAAAGUAACAAAAUGGAAAACAAGAAUGGUCUUCAGCAGAGAUCCACGAUAGAGUUACCUGCGAAGAAUCAAAAUACAGUGGUUAGAAGAACUCCAUCGCGAGCUUUGCACAUCCCCAAAAGAGAACAAAGUAAUGAGCAGAUGGAUUUGUGUCGAUCCCGGUCUUGCAACAGCAUUUAUCAAAACUACCCCGACUUACAUAUUGGGGGAGACCACGUGGGAGACCAUAUGUGUGAUUCAGGUUGUGUUUUGGACCAUGCGUGCGAUGAACUUUCUGAUGGCCCCGUUAUACUGUCUGUAGAUAUCCCUCUUGGUCAGUCCCCUCUGUGUGAGCAUCCGGAAAAGCCAGGUGUAAAUUUCCUGUCUGGAGAUGAAGCUGGAGAAAGGAGCAUGACGUUCUGUGAGGAGCCUCUUUCAAACUCUCUGCUCAACAACUAUAUGGAAGCAAAAGUGGCAGAGCUCUAUAAGCAGCUUUUUGAAGAAAUCUUGACCAGGUGUGGUUCUGUAAGAAACCUCCUCACUUGCAGUUUCAUAAGAAGUAACCUGGAUCAGAUAAGCUUUCAGAUAUCCCAGGAGCAGAAUAUAGAAACAUCAAAAGCCAGAGAAGUGCUCUUACAGUCUUUAGCUUUGUUUAGUUUGCGCAAUGCUACCAAUAGAAGUAGCUCUGAGUUCAGUACUCCAAAUUUGCAAAUCUCAAACCCAGCAGGUGUGAAAAAAGGCUGCAGGACAUGGCUUACAUCAUGUCCCAACUGCUCUGCUGAAGAGAUGAAUACGAGUCAGAUACCAGUGUUUCACUCUAAGGAUUAGAUUGGGAAAUGAAAGCAUGUAGGCACUGCAGACUUUUUCAAAUAUUUUAAUGCUUAAGCCAUACUUUGUCUAUGAUGAUCAUUAGCAGAGGAAGUAAAGGUCACUGUUUUCUUUUUUUCUCAUGCAGAAUUUGAAAUGCAUUAAUCUCUUAAAUGCUAUUUGAUUAACUUGUAAAAAUGUGCAUGACCUCCUUGUAAGACUCUGGCUGUAUGAGUAAUGUACUCACGUUUCAUAGGAUUUACUCCUGCAAGAAUAAUCAAUCAAGGCAGAAGUGCUGCUAAAACUUUUAUCUAAGAGACUGAUCCACCCACCUCUAAGAAAGAGUCAAAUGGUCUUUGCUGGACUUUGGCUUAGGCUAUAUAGUUGAAGCUCAAGUUUUUGAGCUUGAGUUCAAAUUUUGCUUUUGCAAAGCUUGAUCACAGUGGCUGAGAAAAUAUUUCUUUGGUUUGAAAAUCUUGUUAGCAGAUGGAGAUGUUCAGGACACUGAAUUAUUUUGUGUCUGGAAUCAUACACAGGAAAUGUAUCAACAUGAAACAUCAAUCAUGACACUCAUUGCAUAUGUAUGUUUAUGCUGCAUAGACAGAGUAUGUUACAAUGAAAAUCUAGGUGAGAAAGCAUCAAGAAUGUAAAAAUAUUUUCUAUAAAAAUGUUUUUCUUUUAAAUAAAGUCUUACCUGUGAUGAAAUCCA
Messenger RNA from Numida meleagris (helmeted guineafowl), 2662 nucleotides. RefSeq lists its product as uncharacterized. Bases 856 to 1974 code for a protein of 372 amino acids. The record is from RefSeq and is a predicted model, not a curated record. NCBI's taxonomy places the organism in Eukaryota, Metazoa, Chordata, Aves, Galliformes, Numididae. Gene Ontology annotation, biological process: regulation of toll-like receptor signaling pathway. The transcript has 3 exons.